This is a messenger RNA of Aethina tumida (small hive beetle), 1955 nucleotides long. RefSeq lists its product as uncharacterized. NCBI's taxonomy places the organism in Eukaryota, Metazoa, Arthropoda, Insecta, Coleoptera, Nitidulidae. Bases 558 to 1445 code for a protein of 295 amino acids. The record is from RefSeq and is a predicted model, not a curated record. The transcript is spliced from 6 exons.
AUCGCGGUGUGCGGGUCAUCGCGUAAAAAUGUGACCCACACGUAUAACGAGACUAAACACCGAUCGCCACAAACGUCUUAACCGAAAUCCGAUGUAACCGAAUCGACAAAUCUAGCCUCCGUCAAUUAUCGUAAUUAAUUGUCUUAGUUAAGGGUGCGUUCUGCAUUUUACGUGACUCGCGACCUCUCGAAUUGAUUUGCAGUGCCUAUAUAAUUAAUAUUGAUAAUUUGUAAAAGAUUAUUUUUUGAUUUGUGUUUUGCAGUGCAAUUGUCGAGAGCAAAGAAUUUCGUAAGAAAAAAUUGAAUGUGGACAACCCAACAUAAGAAAGGGCAAGAAGGACAACUUGUCGGUUGUCGGCCAAAAAUUGAGGUAACCUGGCGUCCGCCGCGUUGGCCGACGUCGCCGUCAAGCUGAAGCACCAUCUGCACUUCCACCGUCAAACCAACCACCAGCACCACCACCAACAUCACUCUCAAUACACCCUCCACCACCAGUACUAUCCGCAGCACCACGACUACGACUUGCUGGUGGUCGACUGCAACGACGACGCCCUCCUCAUGGACGACGACGAAGGCGGGGGUGGCACCGUUCCUGCUACGGCCGCCUGGAACUGCAGCGUCCAUCCGAGUGUUUUCUUCCUUUUGGGCACGCUCGUGCUGACCACGUGCGCCACGGGGAUGCUGUGCGCGGCCAUUAUGACCGACCAUUGGGAGGAGGUAACUUGGGACCGGCACUAUUUGGAGGUGCUCUCGAAUGGUACGGUGCGACUGCAAUGGCUGUUGGAUAGAACGGUGGCGAGGAUCUCCACGAACGAUCUAAGAGAUAAAACUGUCGCGUUCUUGGUGCCGAUGCACGGUGGAAUAUGGACAUUAUGCGUCAGUCUCACAGACGAGGAAAUCGGUUUGUUAGGCCGCAUGGGUUUCCCAUCUGUUCAACCCUGCGUUAAUUAUCUCUCUGGCGGAAUAGAUGGUAUCAAAGGUUACGAACCGCGGGCCGACUGGCAACACAGUCCUAGCUUCGUGAUGAACAACAGAAUGCAAAACUUAUCGAUUUCGUGCGCCCUCGUCUGCUUGAUAAUAUUGGGAAGUGCUGCGCUUGUGGGUGCCUUUGGAGUCUUUCAACAUCAGAUCAGCGCAGUUUUAGUCACUGGAGUCAUGUAUUUACUCGCAGCAUCAUUUGCACUAUUCACCCUGACAAUAAUUCACUUCAAACGACUACACAGUCGUCCGCAAACGGAGGAGGGCUUCGAUGGUACGGUGGACGGUGUCGUCAGUCCACACGGGGGCAGAGGCGUGCACGACUUGUUGGCCGCUCGUGUUUUCACCACCUCGUGGUCUCUAGACCUAGGUUGGGGCGGCGUCAUGCUAUGCGUUAUGACGUCCGUGUUAUGGAUUUUACUCAGUAAGAUCAUGCGAUUCAAUCCUAUUUCUAGCAUGAUUCACUGAUGGAAAUUUUAUUAAUAUCUGUUGAUCAUGAUCCAAAAAUCUAAGCACAAAAAACGAUGUCUUCAUUCAUUCAACUAAUUCAAAACCCACAUCAUAAAAUCACACAAAACGUAUGAAAAUCAAACUAAUAAAAUUGCUUUGUUGAUAGCUGUGUGUUAAGAGAACAAACACAAAAGCACAACUUGUUCCAAUCACUAAAUUUCAUUUUAAAAUAUAAGGCUGAAUUACUACUACUUUACAUAACGCAUCUUUGUUUAUAUGAUAGUAGAAUUGCCGUCCAUAUUAAUUCAUUGAGCCUUAGAAAGCGAAAAAAACAUGAAAAUUAAUAAAGCACGAACUGAUUUCACCGGUUCAGUUUUUUAAACUGGGAGCAAAUUGCGAACUAUGCCUUUUUAAAAUAAUAUAGACGAUAAAACUUAAUAUUUUAUAUGUAUACCAUUGCUGCUGAUUUUUGGCUUGAGCGUAUGUGUAUAUAUUUUUUGCAAUCAAUAAACUAUUGUAAAAGUCUAA